AUGAAUCGCACACAGUCCACAUUAAGCUCCAUUGAGGAAGUCCCUCAAGAAUGUUUGAUGCAAAUUCUUGAUCAUCUUGUUCCAUCCGAUGCUGCUUCGGCUGGCUCUGCAUCUCGAACCCUGAAUAUUUCUUCCGAGGAAUCUCUGUAUCGUCAAAUCGAUAUUGACUGGACUCAACCUCCUCUUAAACGGGUCUUAUCAUUAUUUCGCGUGGUUCAUCAGCGACCAGAUCUAGCCGCGCAUAUUCGCCAUGUUCGCAUGAUCUCAUCUCGCCUGGAGUACCCCGCAAAGGACCAACUUUCACAAUGGUACCCCCCGAAAGUUGAUGGAAACUGGGAGGAGCUCUCAGCUUCAUUCAAGAGCGAGGUAGAUACCGCAAAAGAAAUUGUCAGUCGAGCACAGUUUCCAUCCCCACAGAGGUGGAUGCAGGCGCUAGAUCAAGGUGAUCCCUACGCAUUUGUGGCGAUUAUCCUCUCCCAGCUUCACAACCUGCGAUCUUUACGAUUGGAUUAUACCUUCGUGUGGCAGUCCGGAUUUCCAGGUCUCAUGAUUCGACAUGCCCUUCUUUCCGCACCACCUAAUACUUUAUCAAAAUUUUCUGAGCUCUCUAUCGUCGAAUAUGGCUUGAAUGUUCCUUGCAGCCGAGUAUCUCAGGGCAACCCGUCAAGCUGUAUUUUCCCCGAGGCAUUCCCGACCUGUGACCCCGACCAGUUUGCAGGCUGGUUUUAUUUGCCUUCACUGCAAUCGCUAGAGAUCUGGCUUCAAAACUUCUCGGGUGUUGAUUUGAGCAAUGUGAACCAUCUGGCCAAGCUCAAAAGGCUUGUCAUUAUGGAGUCCUAUAUUGAUGAAAAUGAAGUCAGAGACUUGUUGUCCCUGCUUUCAUCAAUAGAAACAAUUCAUUUAGGCCUGGUUUAUCCUUCUCAGGAUGAAGCAGCGGGCUCAGAUAUUGAGUCCCCUCGUCCUCCUUUUAGAAAGCAAACGAAAGGUGCCUUUCUUGAAGGACUUUUAAGCAUAGGGGGAACAGUCAAAAACCUUUCGAUCAGUAUUGAGCUUUGCCCAAUAAAUCUGGGCUCACAAUGGGAUGAAAAUGACUUUGGUAAUAUUGAAGAAGGAUUGUUGCCAUUUCGAGGGGUUUUAAAGCGAUUGCCCCAUCUUGAAACCGCAGAGCUACCGGCAGCCAUGCUUUUCGGGUGGGUUCAUGAUGACGCACCGGGUUUAAGCAAACUGCUGCCAUCGACACUCCAAAAGCUCGCCAUUCGGGAGAACCUUCAUUGUGUGGCGCGCGACACCCAGGUUGUCGAGGAUUUCAGCCCGGGGGAAACUUACGAAUGGGGGCUUGAUGCUGUGGCCAGGGCUAUCCAGAAGUUUCUCCCUUCGGCACAAACUUCGGCACCGCUACUCAAAACAAUCAUCAUUCGAGACUUUGCAAUGGAUUCCAGAGGGCACAUUGCUCAAGAAGAAACUACCGUCGCUCGAUCACUAUGCGAGGAUUUAGGACUGGACAUGCAUAUCGCUCUCAGCCCUGACGCAUUACCAGCUGGAUUCUGGACGGCCAGUAGGGCACUUCACGAAUACGUUACGACUUGGAGACCAUUGGAUCCAAUCAGCUCAGAAUCCCCAUUCUGCUAG
Penicillium waksmanii is the source of this 1629-nucleotide messenger RNA. RefSeq lists its product as uncharacterized. NCBI's taxonomy places the organism in Eukaryota, Fungi, Ascomycota, Eurotiomycetes, Eurotiales, Aspergillaceae. Gene Ontology annotation, molecular function: protein binding. Bases 1 to 1629 code for a protein of 542 amino acids. The record is from RefSeq and is a predicted model, not a curated record. The transcript is spliced from 2 exons.